Molecule: messenger RNA, 1092 nt
Organism: Cladophialophora carrionii CBS 160.54
Lineage: Eukaryota; Fungi; Ascomycota; Eurotiomycetes; Chaetothyriales; Herpotrichiellaceae
Exons: 1
Coding region: 1-1092 (363 amino acids)
Biological process (GO): anaphase-promoting complex-dependent catabolic process; protein K11-linked ubiquitination
Cellular component (GO): anaphase-promoting complex
Source: RefSeq, a predicted model, not a curated record
AUGCCUCGAGCGCCUCGUCGAGCAGCGCAUCAAGCCCGCCAGAAUGAAGUCACAGCAACGCCCACUCGCAAUGCACUGACAGCAGAGAUCCCUCCUUUUAUGCUCGAAACUCCGCCACAUGCCCCAUUUCUCACUACGCCGCUGCCUCCUUCAAACAAUCCAGCUGCUACGACUGUCCCUGAGGCUAACGCGCCGCAGCGGCAGCAGACCCGGAAUCAGCAGACCCCCGCAGGCAAUGGCAAUGGCAAUACACAGAAUGAUGCUCCGGAACAGUCACAGCUUUCGCAACCUCUUGUGCCCACCUCUGAGAAUGGAAAUGAAGACGACCAGUCCUUCCUAGAGUCGGUUCACCACGAUAUUGACGAUGCUCGACAACUACGAGGGCUCCGGGAUAUUUCGUCCUUAGCGACAUGGACCUUAUCCUCAGCGAAGCCCGGCUGCGCCCUACCCCAGCUACGGAACCCCAGCCCGAGUUUCUUUUGGCAGAGCGACGGGCCACAGCCGCACACCCUGACACUCCAUUUCUUCAAGCUUGUUGCUAUUGUGAAGAUGAGGAUCUACCUGGAUUUUGAGCUGGAUGAGUCUUACACACCCACCAAGAUGAAGUUCUACGCAGGUAUGUCUGAAGGUGGCUUGGUGGAAUUUGGCACAUGGGAGGUCACGGAGACGGCAGACCCAGAAUCAGGAGAAAUGCACAGCAGCAUCGAAGGGGUCAGAGGAUGGAUUGAUGUCCCGUUGAAGGGCGUAGGUGGAAGGGAGUCUCGCUACCAUGGGAGCCCAGACUUGCUGGACGACCAGGCAGAGCCGACGCUUUACCCACUUCGAUCCAAUCUGGAUGAUAGUGUGGGAGGCGACGUGCUGAAAGCAAUGGUGGUCCAGGUUCAAAUCUGUGAGAAUCACCAAAACGGGAAGGACACUCAUGUAAGAGGAUUCCAGGUGUUCGCGCGCGACUACACGAAUCAUGGCGAAGUGAGGACAACCAAGAAGAUCAAGCAGGGUAAAAUCCAGCCCUCGGAAGCUGACAACGACGUUGUGACAAAAAUUCAUGGGCUCCAACCUGCCGACUGGAUGGGAGAUCCAGAGAUCCGGUAG